Stylonychia lemnae is the source of this 3198-nucleotide messenger RNA. The record is from the annotation of a GenBank genome assembly. NCBI's taxonomy places the organism in Eukaryota, Ciliophora, Spirotrichea, Sporadotrichida, Oxytrichidae.
AUGUUGCAACAACAGUAGCAAUAAAUGCUCUAUUAAUAGCCACAAUUAAUUAAACCUCCUACUUAGUUAAUUCACGAGUAAUCUGAAAAGACAUCAAUUGAUGUAAACUAAAAUAAAUAUCCUGUGCCAUUACCGAAAUCAAAGCAUAAAAAGAAGAGAGUAAGGAAUAAUCAAAAAGAGUAAAUGACAUUACCUUAGAUAAAUGUACAUGGAAGAGAUUGGAAUGAUGGUUUCACAAAUUAGCAUAUUCCAGAUUAUAAAGUAUAUGAAGAUAAAUACUGUCAGGGUUAUAUUGGAAUACUUAAGAAGAAAAAGAGAUAUAAUCAGUAUAUGCAUGCUAUUCUAAAGCCAGGAGGGAUUAGACCUCAACGUAGACAGCCAUUUGAGGGUGGUCAUUAGCAGUCAAUGUAUUCAGAUGGUUCCCCUGGUAAAAGCAAGCAAAGAAGUGGAAGUCAAAGUGGCAGUCAAGUAGUCAUGAAUAGAGGGCUAUAAAAUGUUGUUUAAAGCAUCCCCAAUCAGCAGGUAUCAAGACCAUAAAGGUUGAGAGUAGCUGUUUCAUAAAAUAGAGGGCAUGUUAUCUAAAAUCAAGACCAAGAAAUAAAUGAGGACGCAUAGAAUUUUUUCUAAGCUCAGCUCCAAAGUCUAUGGAAUCGAUACUAGAUUCCUAAUUGGCAUAGGAUUAAAUUCAUAGAGAGUCUCUAAUCAUAAAAUCCAAAGAUAGUUGUACCAAUUGUUUAAAAAGAAAUAGAAGAUUUUACAAAAGAGCAAUCGCUAGUUUAGAUAGCCGCUCAGCUACAAAAUUUAAGAUUACUAUCUAUUCAUGUUGUUGAAAGAAUUGGAAAAUGGAGAGAUUAGUUAAGAUAUCUUGCAUUAUUAAGCAACACAAAUAAAGUAUCCAAGCAUAAAUUGAAGCAAAAUAUUCCUCAACCAUACUUGACAAAGGAUAAUCUAAACUAUUUGAUAAAAAUGAGAAAUGAUACUUCCCAUUUUUAGCAGCUUCCAAUUGCAAGAUACUUCAAUUUCAAGGAAGGAGUCUCUAGUGAUCCAUUUUUAUUUGCAUGUAGUUUAUAAUAAAGAAGCUAAUUAGCUGCGGGAAGUGGAAUUAGUGCAAUUGAAGAAUUAAUUACAAUGGAAAGAGGGGAAUUGAGAAAUGCUAUUUCAUCCUAAAAUGUGAGACUAGUUUAAAUGGUUAACUCAGAUAAGAAGGCGAAGAAUGCUUCAUAGACUGAGGAAAAGGAAAAUAAUGGUGGAAUUUCUCUGAACAAUCAUAAUCCGGAUUACUAGAACCCCUCCGAUAAAAAUAGGGUACUUUCAAACAAUCAUUAGACUCAGUCAAACAAUAACAUAUCAAAUCCAAUCUUAAGUGAUCAUUAAAACUAAAGGUCGUUGCAGCAUGAUUAAAUAGCUAAGAAAAUUCAAUUCAAUAAUGAGUAGCAAUACUAAUCAUUAGAUUAAAACAAUUAAAAUGAUGAACCAGUUUUACAUAGUCUUAGAUCCCUUUAGCCAAAGAAGGAAGAAUAGACUCCUAUAAAAUAGUAGCCUUCAAUCUAGACUAAUGAAUAAAAGGUUCAAGAAACGCCAAGAUCCCAGAAAAAUGAAGUUUAAGCGGUUUCUAAAGCUUAUUAAUUACCAUAGAGUGAUGAAAGUGAAGAAGAAGUCAUUGAAUUACCAAAAGAAAUUGAAAUUGCUUUGAAACCUCUAGGUCUACAUGAAAGAGAUUUUCCAUCAUUCUUGCAAAAUUAUCUACUUUAGAUUGAUUCACGUCUUUAAUAGUCAUUCUAUGAUUAUGAGUUAUUACUUCAAAAAUAGAACAAUGGGUAUGAAAGACAUUACAUUAAAAUAACUUCCUCUGAUUCUGAUGAUGUACUUGGCUUAGCUAUUUUUAAUGUUGAUUAUACCGCUUAAAAUGAAUUUAGAGGAUUUAUACGACAUUUGAGUACUAAAGAUUUUUCCCUUUUAGAGAAAGCUACAUAAUAAGUAAUGGAUUUCAUUUGGAAAAAUGUAGAUUGUAAUAAUGUCAGAAUUGAGAUAUAUCAUAUGAAGGAUGAAGCUACUGGUAAAUUCUAAGCUGAUCCUGAUGUUAAAAACCCUUUCACUAAAUGUGGAUUUAAGUGGAAAACCCUUAGUAAUGAUCCUAAUACGGGUAAACGAGCAUAAGUUAUGCAAGCCAAUAGGACUGCUAAUGUUAGCUCUUUCGAUGCAAACCUUAGAAAUAUUAAGAGUGGACUCGAACCACUGACAGUUAAAGCCAGUACUGUGAUGGUAUUAGAGAAAAAAGAGGAAGAUGAAGAUGAUUAUGAUGGAGACUUCUAAGAACAGUCAGAUAUAUGCCUUAUCUCUUGCACUAUAGGUGCUUUGAAGCAUUAUAAGGAAGACAAAAAGCUUGAAAGUAAAUAUUCAGAUAACAAUCCCAGAAUUAAGGAUGAGGGUCUCUCAAAAUUAGUAUCAUUAGCUGAUAGUCUACCAAAAGAGUCUCAAUUUCCUGCUUAGAGAUCGAUUGUUUCUGAUAACCUAGAUGAAAUUUAAAAAAUGCUAAAAUCAUAAGGGAUAGAUGUUGAUUCUUAUCUCAAAGGAGAUACCUAUUUAGCUUCAAUCUUGAGUCUUGUUUGCAGGUUUCCUCCAUUUGAUUUAAUUACUCACAAUGGUUACUACUAUCAAAGAAUAAAAUCUGAACAAAUUAUGAGAGUUAGCUACAAGAAUAAAUCAACAAACAAAUAGCAAGGACAGGAUUUAGUAAUUAUCCCAACUGAUGAUGAAAAGCUCAAAGUAAUCAUCAUACCUAAGAGUGUGAUAUCUGAAGGAACUGAAAAUCUCUCUCUUGAAAUUCAAAAUAUCCUUAAGAAUUGCGAGAUAUCUUAAUUAAAAACUGAAGAAGUUCUGAUACCUUCGUUUAAAUUGGAAAUUAGAUAAGAGUAUCAAGAAAUAGUGAAAUUCAAUAUAGAUUCAGAUUAUUAAGUUCAGUCUUGUCACAAUGUUAUCUAAAUAGAGACAAGCAAAGGCAAAUAUCAGAAUGAGGGUCUCAAAUUUGACAUCAAUCCAAUCAAAUAAUACUUAAUUGAUUCUCCAUUUAUCUUUGGUAAUCUUUAUCUCUAUUAAGAUUUUUUAGCUUUAAGUGAUGCAGAAAUGGAAGAAUAGAUAGAUAAUCUACCUUUGUUAAUAGCUAGCGUUGGCGUAAACAACUGGAUAAAAUAAAAAUGA